AUGUUAUUACAAGGAUUUUGCUUUGGAGGAUUGGUACUAGAUCAGGGCUCUCAGAGUUAAAUACUGUAACUUGGUUACCUUUCUUCAACUACUAUAUCAAUGGGAUUCGGACUACUUUGCUUAAUGUUUGGACAAGGAAGAGCUCUAAGAGGUGAAGGUACUGACUCAAUUGAUAUCGCUAUUGAAAAUCUUAAAGAAAAGUCUUAUUAAUGCUUCAAAUACUUUAUGCUCGAGCUUCUAUUCUUUCAUAUCUCAUCAUUUUUACUUAUGUGGAUAUACUACAGGUUUCUUGUUGCGCUUAUUAUAAACAUCAUUCUUGGUCUAUUCUUAAUGCUUUUUGUAAGGAAUGGCUACGAUAUAGUUAAAGAAUUAUAUGUGGAAGAGGGGGAUGCAAAGAGUUCUGAAUUGCUACUGAAAAGAUUGAAUUAGAAUUAUGCUGAUUUAGGUCAAUUUCCAAUUCACGCUUAUUGUUUGAUUGAACCACGUAGUCCAACUCAUAAUGCUAGAGGCUACGUAAAAUUAACAUAAUCAUCAGUUCUUGGAGUUCAAUUAACAGGAUAAAUAUCUGGAUUGACACCAAAUGGCCAACAUGGAUUCCAUAUUCACGAAUAUGGAGACUUAUCUAAUGGUUGCACCUCACUUGGAGGCCAUUAUAACCCUUUCGCCCAUGAUCAUGGUGCACCAGAACAAACUCAUAAUCAUGUUGGAGAUCUUGGAAACAUCUAAGCUGAUUCCCAAGGAGUAUCAAACUUUGACUUUAUGGAUAAAAAAAUUCAUUUAGUCGGACCUUUCUCUAUUAUAGGAAGAUCUUGCUAAGUUCAUCUUUUAGCUGAUGAUAUGGGCCUUGGUGGAACAGCUGAUUCUCUCAAAACAGGAAGUGCUGGAGCCAGAGUAGGCUGUGGAGUUAUCGGAAGAAGUCCACCUCCACCAGCUGCAAAUUUAUGA
Messenger RNA from Stylonychia lemnae, 945 nucleotides. NCBI's taxonomy places the organism in Eukaryota, Ciliophora, Spirotrichea, Sporadotrichida, Oxytrichidae. The record is from the annotation of a GenBank genome assembly.